Nestor notabilis (Kea) is the source of this 829-nucleotide messenger RNA. It is a transcript of the gene UBE2K, whose product is annotated as ubiquitin-conjugating enzyme E2K. The transcript is spliced from 7 exons. The record is from RefSeq and is a predicted model, not a curated record. Gene Ontology annotation, cellular component: nucleus. The coding region runs from base 1 to 633 and encodes 210 amino acids. Gene Ontology annotation, biological process: proteasome-mediated ubiquitin-dependent protein catabolic process; protein polyubiquitination. NCBI's taxonomy places the organism in Eukaryota, Metazoa, Chordata, Aves, Psittaciformes, Psittacidae. Gene Ontology annotation, molecular function: protein binding; ubiquitin conjugating enzyme activity.
AUGGCAUGGCUCGUAUUUCAGGAAUUGCUAGCCCAGUGGUCUAGUCGCCAAAUUGUUAUUGAAUCAACAGGAGGUGAUGAUAUUUCAGACUUAACGAGCAAAAAUCAAAUUAAAGUAGAUCUUGUAGAUGAGAAUUUUACAGAAUUAAGAGGAGAAAUAGCAGGACCUCCGGACACACCAUAUGAAGGUGGAAGGUAUCAAUUAGAGAUAAAAAUUCCAGAAACGUAUCCAUUUAAUCCUCCUAAGGUGCGGUUUAUCACCAAAAUAUGGCAUCCUAAUAUUAGCUCAGUCACUGGGGCCAUUUGUUUGGAUAUUCUGAAAGAUCAAUGGGCAGCAGCAAUGACUCUAAGAACAGUGUUGUUAUCGCUGCAAGCAUUGUUGGCAGCUGCAGAACCAGAUGAUCCACAAGAUGCAGUAGUGGCAAACCAGUACAAACAAAAUCCAGAAAUGUUUAAACAGACAGCUCGACUUUGGGCACAUGUGUAUGCUGGAGCACCAGUUUCUAGUCCAGAAUACACCAAAAAAAUAGAAAACCUUUGUGCUAUGGGCUUCGAUAGGAAUGCAGUAAUAGUGGCCUUGUCUUCAAAAUCAUGGGAUGUAGAGACUGCAACAGAAUUACUCCUGAGUAACUGAGCCAUGUAGAGAGAGCUGCUUCAGUAGUCCAGCUUGCCCCUUCUGGAGGAGCAUCACCAUCUGUUAUUUUUAGGAUUCUAUAUAGAUUCUCUUUUAAAACUGGCACUCUUACCUGAUGAUGCUAUCUAGGCACUAUUGGAGACUGAAAAAAACGCUCUGUAAAUAAAGCUAAUUAAACGUCUGUGUAAAUUUAAAA